UUAUCUUCGUUGUAAGCUUUAACUCUGCUGUCACUUUUAAAUCAACGAAAUGGCAUUUCAAAGACAACACUUGGUCAUUGGCAUCUGUUUGCUUUUGCUGCACUCUGCUGUCGCUGUUGCUUCCGCAAAAGCUUAUGCAAAGGAAGCGGUUGCCGCAAAGGAGACACAAGACAACAAAAAGAAAGCCGAAUUCCCCGAAGAGGACACUGACAUGCUUAUGGAACCGAAUGACUUCACACCAGUCACCGUUCUACGUUCGCAAGAGCAGCAAUUCCACGUGCCGCCCACCUACCAUUUUCGCUCCAUCCCACCACAUUCCAAUCCACAUGUAAUCGCACGUGCCGAUGUGCACCCCGCUGCACCGCAACCCUCCGCUUCCAUCGACUCACACACACAGGCGGCACAAAAUUACUAUCCUCCCUUCUUUCGUGAAGCGCCACCACUAGGCCAUUCGCGCCCCUACUUCCCAAUACCCGAUAGUCCAGCCAUACCAAAAUUUGCCGCGCCGCAUCCCGAACAAGUGCCACUGGGUCCAACGCAGCGCAGCUUUGAUCCGGCCAUAUUGGGUUCGGGUGAUUUUGGUGUACUGCGUGGCGGCACUUUCUAUCCCGAAGAGGAAAUGUCCUACCACACCGAUGAGAAUAGUGAUUUCAGUCAAUACUAUGGCGAUGCAAAUGGACAUGGACGGCCGUCCAAUGAGGAGUUCGUACAAAAGUACACCUAUCCAGAGGAACAGUUUGCCGAUUUCCGUGACUUUGCUGACAUAAAUACGCCCGCCGAUUCAGCUUUCUCGCAAUAUGUUGUUGUAUAUGCAGCUAAAAAUUCAACUAAACCCAGCACGCAUCCACGUCCGAAGAACAUCUUUGAACAAUUGGAAUUGCUCGAUCGCGAGAAAGAGCAAGAAGAGAAGAAGAGGCGAGCGAGCAAAUCGAAAUCGAAAUUGUCCAAAACGAAAUUGCAAAAGAAAUACAAGAAGAAGACAAGUCCGAAGGAUGUGGACUAUGAACCGCUGUUGGCAUUAAGUUAAGCACUUAGAGGUAGAGAAGGUUAAGCAAAUUGUAGCAUAUGAAAAAAUUAUUUA
Molecule: messenger RNA, 1081 nt
Organism: Rhagoletis pomonella (apple maggot)
Lineage: Eukaryota; Metazoa; Arthropoda; Insecta; Diptera; Tephritidae
Source: RefSeq, a predicted model, not a curated record